CGUUCAUAAAUGUUAAAUGCACGGUACAUUUUAUCAUUAUUAAUUUAUUUGCAUUUGUAAUUUAUAAAUUAAAAUAUUCCUGAUGAAUUUCUUUAUUGUGUGAAGAAAUCCUUUUCUUAGUUAAUAAGUUUUAAUUUAAGAAAUCACAGUAGUAUUCACUUGUAUGUUAUCUUACGUCAAGAACAAGUAUUGUUGUAAACGAAGUGUUUUCUGAAUAAGAACUAACAACUUGAUAAAUUUAUUAUUGAUAUAAAUGAAUAGUGAAAAGAGAAAUGGUCGUGGGAGAGGUAGAGGUCGGGGUCGAGGAAGAGGCAGAGGCCGAGGAAGGGGGCGAGGGAAGAAAGUACCCAAAGUUAUGUCCUCCGAUGAAGAGGAAUGUUCAAUGGAAGAAAGUGUCCAAGAGCAGGAAGAACCUGUUAAUGAGGAGCCUCAAAGAGAAGAAAUUGAGCAAAAUGAGCCACCUAAAUUGGAAGUUCCAUCAGAUAUAUCUCAAUUGGAAGCACCAGUGUUUACGACAAUCCAAAGAGGACCACCUGAACCAAUGCUGAGGCUGGAAUGGAACCACAGGGCUAACCUGAUUGGAGAGAAAGUUCUCAAUCCUAUGAUCUACUGUUGUGAUAUAUGCUCUAAGCCAAUACUUAUCUAUGGCAGAAUGAUACCAUGUAAGCAUGUGUUUUGUUUAACAUGUGCAAGAGCUGAUCAUACACACUGUCCUAGAUGUAGAGAAAAGGUUCUUAGAGUGGAGCAAACAGGUUUGGGCACAGUGUUUAUGUGUACACAUUCUGGAACUCGAUAUGGCAAUACAGGUUGUAGAAGGACAUAUUUAUCACAGAGAGAUCUGCAAGCACACAUAAAUCAUCGACAUGUUUCAAGCGGAGGCAGUGAGAGUAAGCAGGAACUGGAACACACCAUGGCUUCAGUUCCUAUUGUCAAACCAUUGUCGGUGGGCAGUGCGGGAGACCCUCGCGGUCACUCUCACGCGGGAGCUGACCGCGGCCGGCCUCGCACCAACCUCAUUACAGUGCCCAUACACGACCAGACGGAGCAGCAUAACUACUACAACUACUAUCAGAGCCCGCAGCCCGUGCCUGCGCCCGCCGUGGCCGUACUUCACAACAUGAGCGUGCCUCCUCCCGCGCCCUACUACGCGCCGCCUUACUCGACAGCAGCGUACGUCGCGCCAGUUGCGGCAAUGACAACAAAUGUUGCUGGUGUAUCUCCCAUGGGCACUGCAGUAGGGAUGCCUCCUGCAAUACCUGAGGGCUCCCGAUGGCCGGAGUACCAGCAACCCAAUGUGCAAUCGUGGCCUCCACAAUCACAGCAUUACUACAGAUAGCAUUCAGACGAAUACUAUUACUGAGUAAUUCACAACUUCACCGUGAGUUAUGGAGGUGUCAGAACUGUUUCAUAGAAAUGAAAAAUGUCUGUCAGUUAAUGGCAAUACAAAAUUGAAGGUCAAUCAUACAAAAGACUGUGACAUUACUUGUGAAAUUGUUACCUCAACAUGCCUUACUUCGUAAUUGUACAUUUUUUGUAUAAAAUCAAGCAUAUUGAUUGUUAUUUGAGACUACAACAGGCACAUCCUGGUUUGUGAUAAGUUUAGUGAGUGACAAUAGCUAUGUGAUUGAACUAUGAAAGUAUAUAUAUAAAUGAUAUGUU
This is a messenger RNA of Leptidea sinapis, 1659 nucleotides long. It is a transcript of the gene Hakai, whose product is annotated as E3 ubiquitin-protein ligase Hakai. Bases 254 to 1336 code for a protein of 360 amino acids. The transcript has 8 exons. NCBI's taxonomy places the organism in Eukaryota, Metazoa, Arthropoda, Insecta, Lepidoptera, Pieridae. Gene Ontology annotation, biological process: regulation of cell adhesion; protein ubiquitination. The record is from RefSeq and is a predicted model, not a curated record. Gene Ontology annotation, molecular function: ubiquitin protein ligase activity.